AUGGGAAAUUCAUUGAACUUGUUUCAGGGUAUGAGGAGGAAAAAGAAGAACAAAGUGAAGAAGGGACAUGAUGAAGUCAAGUCCUAUGAUACAGAAAGUAAAAAGAGACAGAAAACGACUUGCAGAUUUGCAGAAAGUCUGAUACAACCAGAGGAGGAUCAUCUGGGGUCGGGCACACGUGACAGAGACAUAACACCACCGUCUGCUGAUCAUAUCGAGGAAGUGCAACAAGUAGAACCAAGUCCAUACCUGAGUGAGGAUGGUUUAAAUGAGAGCAAUGUAGAGGUGCAGCCUAGAAAUAAGAGCCUAGAGGAUUUCGAGUUCCUCAAAGUUCUUGGAAGGGGUGGAUUUGGCAAGGUUGUUCUGGCUGAACUCAGAGGCACUGAUAAGGUGUUUGCAGUAAAGAUUCUGAAGAAAGACGAGCUUCAGAGUUAUCAAAAUUUGUACCAAACUCUGAUGGAGAGACGUGCCCUGGUUCUGGCUACAGAACACCCCUUCCUCACCCAGGUCUCCUGCUGCUUCCAGACUAAUGACCGCUUGUACUUUGCCAUGGAGUACAUGAAUGGAGGUGAUCUUCAAUACCACAUUGCACGAUCGUUUCGAUUUACCGUAUCGCGCUCCCGCAUUUAUGCUGCCGAGAUAGCCUCUGCUCUCAUGUUCCUCCACCGUAACGGCAUCAUUCAUAGAGAUCUCAAACCCAGCAAUAUCCUGUUAGAUGCCGAUGGCCAUUGCAAGUUAGCUGACUUUGGCAUGUGCAAAGGGGGCAUCCUAGAUGGCAAGAAAACCGAUACAUUAUGUGGUACACCUCUGUACAUAGCACCUGAGAUACUGUUAGAAUGUAAAUACGGUGCAUCAGUAGACUGGUGGUCUCUGGGUGUCAUCAUGUAUGAGAUGAUGGUGGGCUAUCGUCCGUUUGUUGCUAGAAAUGAGGCGAGGCUGUACAAGUCCAUCCUUCAGAAUAAUCCACUUUAUCCAUUUUGGCUGAGCAGAGAGUCGAAAAGAAUUCUCAAGGCAUUCCUGGUGAAGAGUCCUGAGAAUCGGCUUGGCUGUGUGGUGUCUCAGGGCCAGGAGGAAGCCAUCAAAAUUCAUCCAUUCUUUAAGAAAAUUGACUGGGAGCUUUUGGAACAGAGGAAGAUUACGCCCCCUUUUAAACCAAAAAUUACAACCAAAAGAGAUACCAAUUACUUUAAAGCACGCUUCACUCGUCAGAAGCUCAAGCUUACCCCCACUGAUGAUUCAAAAAUUAAGCCAUUUUAUCAGAAGUUCUUUGAUGACUUUUACUACUGUAACCCCAAUAUUGAUUGUUAA
Messenger RNA from Hemibagrus wyckioides, 1308 nucleotides. Its product is annotated as protein kinase C epsilon type-like. The transcript has 3 exons. NCBI's taxonomy places the organism in Eukaryota, Metazoa, Chordata, Actinopteri, Siluriformes, Bagridae. Gene Ontology annotation, molecular function: ATP binding; protein serine/threonine kinase activity. Gene Ontology annotation, biological process: protein phosphorylation. The record is from RefSeq and is a predicted model, not a curated record. The coding region runs from base 1 to 1308 and encodes 435 amino acids.